GGAGUAUAAUUGAAUUCGAUGUUACCACCAGAACAUCUCAUUCCAAAUGUCACAAGAAGAUUAUCCUGUAGAAUUUGUUUUAGAGAGUAUAGAGACCAUAAUGGCUUCAGAAAAGCAACCGAAAGUUAUCUUGUUUGAUAUUGGCGGUGUUUGCGUUAGUAAUCAUUCCUUCUUUAUGUUUCAUGCCGCUGCAUAGGUAUAUGAAGUUAGGAUUAGCGGUCAAUCUCAUGAUACAGCUCGGAGUUACAAGUUUGGAAUUUUUUGAGAAGCUGGAUUUCUAGACGGGGCAUCUGUUUAUAUGUACGACAAAAGAUUCACGAAAAGUUUCGUUGGUGCCUUUUCGUUACUGUAGCAUGCGUUGGGUGGAAGGAUGAUGAGUCUCUAGUGAGGUUCAUCAUCUUCCUUUAGCAACCAUGCAUACAUAUUAUCCUACAUAUAACCAGCUAUCAUAACCCUAAACAACCCUAACACCUCCCAGGUUCUCUCGCCCAUGCAAGCAAUCCUCGAUUUCGAAAUAUCCAACAACAUCCCACCCGGCUGGAUUAACUAUGCCAUCUCCAAAAACAAGCCCGACGGAUUCUGGUAAGCGAUCUACAUAUUAAAAAACUACUCUACUAAUCUCUCACCCAGGCACCGUCUCGAACGUGGCGAACUAGAACUCAACGGUUCUUGGUUCAUUGGUUUUACAUCUGACCUCCGCAACCCCUCUUUCUGGACCUCUUUCUACAAUUCCGUGCGAGAAAAAUAUUCCCUCCCAUCGGAAGUCCCGCCUGUACCACAAAUAGACGGCGAAGCACUAUUUUGGUCGAUGAUGGAUAAUUCAAGGGAGGUUGAUCCCUGGUGCGUCCCAUUUCCUCCCCCGCGUUUCCAAUCUCAGGGUUUCGUGAACCAAGUGCUAAUAUAACCACAAUAGGAUGUACCCCUGUCUCCAAAAACUAAAAGCCUCCAAAAAUUACGUCUUAGCCGGACUCUCCAACACCGUAAUCUUUCCUCCCAAUCAUCCAUACUCCAAGUCACUUUCCUUCAUCUCCGAAAUCUUCGAUGUAUUUAUAUCCUCAGCACACGUGCACCUCCGCAAACCCUCCCCGGAAAUCUACUCUCUAGCACUACAAACUCUCCGCGAUCAUUAUUCCUCAAGGAAUCCCUCUUCUCCUUCUCUCUCCCCAUCAGACAUUCUCUUCCUAGACGAUAUUGGCGAGAAUCUCAAAGCUGCCAAGACAGCCGGUUUCCGUACUUUAAAGGUAGAAUUAGGACGUGCGUAUGAGGCUGUCGAUGAGUUAGAGAGGAUUACCGGGUUAGAUUUGACCGGGGAACAUCCUAAGAUACCGAUUAAGUUGGGGGGUAAUGGGAAGGGGAGGGAUGUUAAAUUGUAAGGAGAUGGAGAGGGGAGAGGAUCAAGAGAACAAGAAUGACUAAGAUAGAUUUGGAGAUUUAAAGACAGAUAGAUAUAUGCAAUGCCACACUAUGAAGUGAAGUAAGCACAAGAGAAUGAAGGUAAACUAGGCAUUCGACCUCCUUGAAAAGAAAAAAGAAAGAAGAAGAAAACGCCUCUCAGGUAUGCAG
Messenger RNA from Sclerotinia trifoliorum, 1563 nucleotides. Lineage: Eukaryota; Fungi; Ascomycota; Leotiomycetes; Helotiales; Sclerotiniaceae. The record is from the annotation of a GenBank genome assembly.